GGAUUUGGGAGUAGAAAAAGAGCAUCAGUUCCAGAGAAAAAAAGAGCAUCAAGAUUUGGAAAAAAUAGAGGUUAAAAAAAUCACUGGGGUUCACCUGAAAAAUUGAAGAACAAGUGAUUUCAUAGGACGACUGCCACAAAAAAACAACACCAUGACGCAGGAAAAGCCUGAUGGCAAGAUAUUUAAUGAUUCCAUUCACGGCCACAUAGAGUUACACCCACUUCUCGUCAAAAUCAUCGACACACCUCAGUUCCAGAGACUACGAAACAUCAAGCAGCUUGGGGGCGUUUAUUUUGUCUACCCAGGAGCAUCUCACAACCGCUUUGAACAUUCAAUUGGCGUGGGGUACUUAGCAGGAGAAUUUGUAAAAUCUCUACAGUCGAGGCAACCAGAACUCAAAAUCGAUGACAGAGACAUCCUUUGUGUGGAGAUUGCAGGUCUUUGCCAUGACCUUGGACAUGGACCCUUUUCUCACCUGUUUGAUCAGAUGUUUAUCCCUGAAGCUUGCAAAGGAUCAAAGUGGAAGCAUGAGGAUGCCUCUAUUGCAAUGUUUGAUCACCUGGUGGAAGUCAAUGAUCUGAAGAACGAUAUGGAACAUUAUGGGCUGAAGCUGAAAGAAGACCUGGUCUUUAUCAAGGAGUUAAUUCAUGGACAUCCUCUGGAAGAUAAGGAAAAUGGGCAAAAGCCGAAAGAAUCAUCUACACCGUGGCCAUACAAAGGACGAAACGAGGAGAAGUCUUUCCUCUAUGAAAUCGUUGCCAACAAGCUAAAUGGGAUUGAUGUGGACAAGUUUGACUACUUUGCCAGGGACUGUCACCACCUCGGCAUGAAGAACAAUUUUGACCAUCAACGAUUCUUCAAGUUUGCCAGGGUGUGCAAGUAUAAAUAUCGGAGACACAUCUGCUCCAGAGACAAGGAGGUGGGAAAUCUGUAUGACAUGUUCCACACAAGGAGCCGUCUCCAUAAAAAAGCCUACCAGCACAGAGUAAACAAGAACAUAGAAAUUAUGAUCAAAGAUGCCCUCUUAAAAGCAAAUCCCCACAUUAAGAUCCAAGGAUCUAAAAAGAAGAAAUUCACUCUCUCUAAAGCCAUACAUGACAUGGAGGCCUACACCAAGCUGACAGAUCAAGUGUUAGAAAAAAUAAUUAACCCAGACUCGAAUCAACCAGAUUUGGAGGAAGCAAAUAAAAUUGUACAGAGGAUCUUCUCUCGAAAACUGUACAAGUUUUUGGGUGAAGCCAAGCUAGGAGUGCAAAUGGAAAAGGAACAAUUAAAGGCUACAAUUGAAAGCUUGAAACAGGAACUGAGAAAGGGAGAAGGUCCGCCAGAGCAAAACAUCUUUGAAGUUGUUGUUGUCAGUGUGGACUAUGGGAUGAAAGACAAGGAUCCCAUGGAGAAAACCUACUUCUACAGAAAGAGCGACUAUGAGAAAGCAGUGCCCAAACAUAAGGUGUCCAAGCUUCUGCCAGAACGCUUUUCUGAGCAGGUCAUCAGGGUCUACUGGAAGAGCGAAGAAGGGAGUUCAGAAGCUAAGGAGCUCUAUAAAGAGUGGUGUAAGAAAAACCACUUUGAGCACGACCAGGAAAAUACCGAUAAAGCAAAAGAUGCCGCAGAUGAAGGUUCAGCGGGGAUGCAGCAAUGA
Molecule: messenger RNA, 1642 nt
Organism: Melanotaenia boesemani (Boeseman's rainbowfish)
Lineage: Eukaryota; Metazoa; Chordata; Actinopteri; Atheriniformes; Melanotaeniidae
Product: deoxynucleoside triphosphate triphosphohydrolase SAMHD1-like
Exons: 17
Coding region: 152-1642 (496 amino acids)
Biological process (GO): dGTP catabolic process; defense response to virus; regulation of innate immune response
Cellular component (GO): nucleus
Molecular function (GO): dGTPase activity
Source: RefSeq, a predicted model, not a curated record